GACCCGGCCCCGCCGUCCCGCUGCCCGCCCGCUGCGGCUCGUCACCUCCGGGGUCCCAGCCUCCACGGGCCGGGGCCGCCGCUGCCGCCGCAGGACGGGGAGGCGGGCCAUGGCGUCCUGCGUGGGGAGCCGGACUCUGAGCAAAGAUGAUGUGAACUAUAAGAUGCAUUUCCGGAUGAUCAACGAGCAGCAAGUGGAGGACAUCACCAUCGACUUCUUCUACCGGCCGCACACCAUCACCCUGCUCAGCUUCACCAUCGUCAGCCUCAUGUACUUCGCCUUUACCCGGGAUGACUCUGUCCCAGAAGACAACAUCUGGAGGGGUAUCCUUUCUGUUGUUUUCUUCUUUCUCAUCAUCAGUGUGUUAGCUUUUCCCAAUGGCCCAUUUACUCGACCUCAUCCAGCCUUAUGGCGAAUGGUUUUUGGACUCAGUGUGCUGUAUUUCCUGUUCCUGGUAUUCCUCCUCUUCCUGAACUUUGAUCAGGUUAAGUCCCUGAUGUACUGGCUAGAUCCAAAUCUUCGGUACGCCACAAGGGAAGCAGACGUCAUGGAGUAUGCCGUGAACUGCCAUGUUAUCACCUGGGAGAGGAUUAUCAGCCAUUUCGAUAUAUUUGCAUUUGGACAUUUCUGGGGCUGGGCCAUGAAGGCCUUGUUGAUCCGUAGUUAUGGUCUCUGCUGGACAAUCAGUAUUACCUGGGAGCUAACCGAGCUUUUCUUCAUGCAUCUGUUGCCCAAUUUCGCCGAGUGCUGGUGGGACCAAGUCAUCCUGGACAUCCUGCUCUGCAACGGCGGCGGCAUCUGGUUGGGUAUGGUGGUUUGCCGGUUUUUAGAGAUGAGGACCUACCACUGGGCCAGCUUCAAAGACAUCCACACCACCACCGGGAAAAUCAAAAGAGCUGUGCUCCAGUUCACUCCUGCUAGCUGGACCUACGUUCGAUGGUUUGACCCCAAAUCUUCAUUUCAGAGAGUGGCUGGGAUAUACCUUUUCAUGAUUAUCUGGCAGCUAACUGAGUUGAAUACCUUCUUCUUGAAACAUAUCUUUGUGUUCCAAGCCAGUCAUCCAUUAAGUUGGUGUAGAAUUCUCUUUAUUGGUGGCAUCACGGCUCCCACAGUGAGGCAGUACUAUGCUUACCUCACCGACACACAGUGCAAACGCGUAGGGACCCAGUGCUGGGUGUUUGGGGUCAUUGGUUUCCUGGAAGCCAUCGUGUGCAUAAAAUUUGGACAAGAUCUCUUCUCUAAGACCCAAAUACUCUACGUUGUGCUUUGGCUUCUUUGUGUGGCCUUCACCACCUUCCUGUGUCUGUACGGCAUGGUUUGGUACGCAGAGCACUAUGGUCACCGAGAAAAGACGUUCUCCGAGUGUGAAGAUGGCACCUACAGUCCGGAUAUCUCUUGGUCUCAUGGCAAAGGUACAAAAGGUUCUGAAGACAGCCCACCCAAGCAUCCGGGCAACAACGAGAGCCACUCUUCCAGAAGAAGGAAUCGACAUUCCAAGUCAAAAGUCACCAACGGAGUUGGAAAGAAAUGAAAGAAACUGGUUAAUCGCAGACGUCCCAGAGAGUGCCUAGAACCGAGAGGGAAACAGAAAGGCUUGCACACCUCCCUGUUGGGAGGGCAACCAUGCGGUGCCAUCGGGACGAGGAGAGGGGACUUGGGGUCAUUAUUUGAGAGAGAGAGUCUUGUUCCCCACAGACCCAGCCACAUGAGGCAGGUCAGUGCCUGGGAUCCUUUGCCAGUUCGGGGUCUCCUCCAACUUCAGCACUUGGUGUCCGGUCUCGGGUAGCUGUACGGAGCGUCUGCAGGAAGGGCGGCCUCUCACUCACAGCUGCCCGGAGCAGCACUGCUUGCGUGUAUUGUGGUUGCAGUUAGUUGAAACACCUUCAUUCAGACAGGGCAUUAACGGUAUGUUAACACUGGUGACCGGUUUUUAUUUUUAUGAAUCUGCCUCUCCCAUUUGACUGAUUGGUUUAAGUUCAGGCCACCACUCUGUCUUUUAUUGUUGUUAUUUUAUUUGUUCUUAAGUUAGGAUACUUAAAAGCCUUCAGAAGCCGCUGCUGAAAUUGAAUUGGGGGAAAGCCCUUCUCUCUCCUAAAGAAAACAACAGGGAGAACGUUUGUGUUACUGUCUGGCAAACCCAUCCCCCUUUUAGGACCUUAAACCGCACGGUGGGUGUAAACCAGCCCGAGGAAAGGUUGGCUACCCACAUAGGAUCCUGGGCUUCAGAUCAGAACCUUUUUUGUUUGUUCUGAGUGUCGUUUGUCCAGAGUUAUCCACAGUGCGCAGAAGUGAGCCUGCUUGAGAGGCGGUGCACACCACGGCUUCUCUCCCAGCCAGGUGCCUUUUACAUUUUAUUUGUUUCCCUUCCAUGGUGUGUUGCUGACACUGUCUUUUAGUCCCAUGUGAGGUGCUGGUGAGUAUUACCUUUCAUCUGUGUGCCAUGCUCUAGAACCUUUACACUGGUAGUUCACCACCUCCGAUGGAUCCCUGUUUUAAAUAAAAUAAUACACGUUAAAGCCCAUCAAAGAUUAGUCUCUGUCAAAUGCUCAUUUCUUUGCAUCCUAUUGGUGUUUUUCACCGUUUGUAAGCAAUCACUGUGUUUUUCAAGUGACUUUAAGAAUAAUAUGAAUGUGCAUGUGUUCUAUGCAGUGAGAAGAAAAAAGAAAAAAUAUGUAUUUUAGAGGACUUACAGACACAUAUGUUACAUUUCCUAAGCUCCCCAAGUGAUCAAUAGGAAAUGCACAAGAUAGUCAUUGUGUUUUCACAUGGUAAUGGUCACAUCAACCACGUUGGAUUUUUUUUUCUCUACCAAGCGGCUGGCACUCAGCUGCUUGGCUUAUAGAUCUCAACUUGCCCAAGGAAAACCGUCUGUUCCUCAUUUCAGAGAGCAGAGUUUUCCAUGUCUUCUACCCCUUUAAGGAAAUCUUUCACCACAGAAGUGUCAUGUUUUUCUUUUCCUGCAAAGGAAUUCCGGGGUGAAGGGGUUAAAUGAAUCACACAAAGCCGGGGUCAUGUCCCAUGCUCUGGGCCUCUGGCGACCACUUGGUCAAGAGCCUCGCACAGACUUGCUGCAGCAGCCAGGCGUCUUCCUGGUGGAGGAGGCCUGCGUUUGUUCAGCCGACGCAGUGGCUGGAGUGGCGGGCUGGCUGUGAGGGGCUGCGGCUGUGCGCUUUCACGUGCAGUCCACACUGCAGCCCCGGCCUCCCUAGAAAGGACUGAGAGAGCAGAGGUGCCCCUUUCAUAAGCCCACUUACACUUUCACAGCCCAUCCACGAGGUCUUUUGUAAAUAUCCGCACAACGUAAACUCUUUGCAAGUAGGUGGGUUCCUCUUGUUUCCCCACGCAUUCUGCUUCCCUGAGCACUGAGUGCCCGAGUACACCAUAAUCUCACGUACGUGGUCUACCUCCACUCUCCUUCCUGUGCCUGGGCCACAUCACUGAGCAUUUCCCAGGUCAUUAUCUGGGAGAGCCUGGCCUGGCACCCCAACGGUCCUCUGACUCCUAGCUCGGUCAGACUGAUGUAACGUGUUUCCUUGCUCCGAGGCCAGCAUGGAGGGAGGUACCUGUUUAGCACGCGGCGGCUGACUUUCCUGUGGGAUAUUUGAAAAGCAAAGUGCACAUGGGACCAUUUUUCCUCUGCAGCUGUGUAUGAAAUCCCAGUAAAGCCCUCAGAUGCUGUCUGUGCCCAUUCUUUGAGUUUACAUUUUAUUUUUUCCCUUCCAGUAAGAGUUGUGGACAGUAGUUACAAAACCAGUGCUUUCUGUGACUGGCCCAACCCUCAGCUGCCACUCCUCCUAGACACCAUACUGCUGGGUUUGGCCUACUUUUUCCCUCGUUUCUAUGGAGAUGGACCUCAUGUUGAUGGAAAUAGAUCAGAGGCAUCAUUUAAUAUAAGAAAUGAUUCUAUUGCAAAUCAUCUCACAUUGGCCAUUUGCAAACUGCCCUCUUCAAGACACCAUUGUUUUGGCCAUAAUGCUCGAAGAACGUCUUACAUAUUUUUCUCCGUAAGUAGCAUUAUACCGAGUGUUAGCUACUUUUCCCUUUCUGUCAUUCUUGGGCUUUCCGUGGCCCUUCCCCACUUUCCUUGUGUCUGUUUUCACCAUUUGUAAAAAAACGUGGCCAACAUUGCUCCCACAGCUAUGCUAGGACAUUUCAUUGACCUGUUAAGUAUUUUGAUGAUAAAAGACAUCCCAUAAAUGCCAGCCUUAUUUCCACUAGAACUUCUUCUAUAGUGAGCUCAUGCGUCAACUGCUCACCCAGGAGAAAUAAAAUAAAAUUCUUUACCAAACUCA
Messenger RNA from Hyaena hyaena (striped hyena), 4292 nucleotides. RefSeq names its product phosphatidylserine synthase 1 (gene PTDSS1). The coding region runs from base 110 to 1531 and encodes 473 amino acids. Gene Ontology annotation, molecular function: L-serine-phosphatidylethanolamine phosphatidyltransferase activity. Gene Ontology annotation, biological process: phosphatidylserine biosynthetic process. The record is from RefSeq and is a predicted model, not a curated record. The transcript has 13 exons. Lineage: Eukaryota; Metazoa; Chordata; Mammalia; Carnivora; Hyaenidae.